Messenger RNA from Budorcas taxicolor (takin), 854 nucleotides. It is a transcript of the gene ZNHIT3, whose product is annotated as zinc finger HIT-type containing 3. Gene Ontology annotation, cellular component: nucleus; pre-snoRNP complex. Bases 67 to 537 code for a protein of 156 amino acids. NCBI's taxonomy places the organism in Eukaryota, Metazoa, Chordata, Mammalia, Artiodactyla, Bovidae. Gene Ontology annotation, molecular function: protein binding. The record is from RefSeq and is a predicted model, not a curated record. The transcript is spliced from 5 exons. Gene Ontology annotation, biological process: maturation of LSU-rRNA from tricistronic rRNA transcript (SSU-rRNA, 5.8S rRNA, LSU-rRNA); box C/D snoRNP assembly; snoRNA localization.
GCGUGCACGUGGGGCUCCGCGGCGUGGGGCUGGCACGUAGACGGGGGGCGCGUCCCGGGAGAGACCAUGGCGUCGCUCAGCUGCGGUACCGCCGUCUGCGUUGUCUGUUUGGAGAAACCCAAAUACCGCUGCCCCGCCUGCCGCGUGCCCUACUGCUCCUUGCCCUGCUUCCGGAAGCACAAAGAGCAGUGCAAGCCUGCAGCUGGUCCUGUCGAGAAAAAAAUAAGAUCAGCUCUUACUGCAGUAACUCAAAAGCCUGUGGAAAAUGAAGAUGAUGAUGACGACUCUGUGGCUGAUUUUCUCAAUAGUGAUGAGGAAGAGGACCGAGUGUCUUUGCAGAAUUUAAAGAAUUUAGGGGAGUCUGCAGCACUGAGGAGCUUACUGCUCAACCCGCACCUCAGACGGCUGAUGGUCGACCUCGAUCAGGCGGGCGACAAGGCCGAGCUCAUGCGAGCCUGCAUGCGGGAGCCCUUGUUUGUGGAGUUUGCUGACUGCUGCCUGCGCAUCGUGGAGCCGCCUCAGCGCGAGGGUCCUUAGGGUGGAUUGCUGUGUUGCCUGCUCCUGCUGGGAGGCCGCCACGUGGGGGGCCCUGCCCAGGGGUGGCGCUGCCAGGACUCGGCGGCUGACGUCAGGUGGGCCCCCAGACCCCUUCCAGCACUGCAGGCCGGGGCGCAGGCAGGCGGAGGUACUUACGGUGGCAGACCCAUAUGGAGAGAGAACUCGAUGUUCAAAUGGUAGUUUUUAAGUGUUUUAUUUUUGGUACAAUUAAGACAUAAAUAUUUACUGAGUUUCCACACCCAUUUGAGUAAAAACUUGCUCAGUGUUUCUAAAUAAAAUUUCGGUGUGGUGUUUCU